Messenger RNA from Amaranthus tricolor (Joseph's coat), 1273 nucleotides. Its product is annotated as RING-H2 finger protein ATL74-like. The record is from RefSeq and is a predicted model, not a curated record. Gene Ontology annotation, biological process: protein ubiquitination. Gene Ontology annotation, molecular function: transferase activity. NCBI's taxonomy places the organism in Eukaryota, Viridiplantae, Streptophyta, Magnoliopsida, Caryophyllales, Amaranthaceae. Bases 209 to 826 code for a protein of 205 amino acids. The transcript has a single exon.
AUAAAUUUAUUUUAAACAUCUCUUACUAUUCGGUAAAAAAAACACCCAAUUUUUAAGGGAAUCAUCAGCAAGCAAAAAUAGCCGUCGGUCCCCAUUUUGGAUAACACAUAACCAACCCUUUCAACAAUACUUCUCUUUAGUCUUCUCUCCUAGCUUAGCUUAUCCUUUUCCUUCUCUUUCAUAUCUCUCUCCACCACUCCUUCUUCCCAUGAUGCAUCGGAAGUUGCUCGAGAUGGCGGAAGUGGUGGCCGUGGCGGCUCCGACUAUGGAUGACCGGACAACGGGUAUGGAAACACAGUUAACCCAAGCAAACUUUGACACCAAUAUGGUCAUCAUUUUAGCUGCUUUGUUAUGUGCUUUGAUAUGCGCCUUAGGAUUGAACUCAAUGGUACGGUGCAUUUUAAGGUGUGGGCAUAGAUUCGGGCUCGAGACAACGGAAGAAGCAGCCGCACAGAUGUCGGCCACCGGGCUUAAAAAAAGCGCCCUACGAAAAAUUCCCGUCGCUGUAUAUAAUACUGCAGAUCGGAAAGCAGGAUCGAACACGGGUACAAGUCCAAGUGACAUAGAAUGUCCCAUUUGUUUAGGAGAGUUUAUUGAUGGGGAGAAAGUACGGGUGCUCCCUAAUUGUAACCAUAGGUUCCACGUGUCAUGUAUUGAUACGUGGCUGCGGUCCCACUCGUCGUGUCCUAACUGCCGCCACUCGCUGCUCGAGGUGGCUGGCUCGAGUUCAAAGGCAGCAUUUUGCGGUGGCUUGACGCCGCGUGUUGGUGGUGAUAAUGGUAGCCGACAGGAGCACGUGGUGGUUGAGAUGAGUGGUGGGAGUUAGUUUACAGCAUUGGGAUUUGUUUUAAUUUUUUAGUUUUGUUUUUCUUUUUGGGUAUUGGUGAAAUAGGUGGUCCAGUCAGUAAGAGGUGUUCAAUGCAAGAUGGCUAAAAAUCCAUGACAAGAGAGGCUCAUUGUACGUGAAAACACCUUUUUAUUGUAAAUAAUUUUUAUAUGAUUAAUGCAGUAUAAGAUUUAAUACUUUAUGCGUUUCAUAUUAAUUGCAAUAUUUGAUAAAAGAAUAUUAUUUAUUUAUUACUUUUAAUUUGUGAUUAAUUUUUAAGCUAUAAGUUAAAAUAUAAUCAAGUGAGAUCUUAUUUAAUUCGUCUCAUUGUAAAAAUUAUUAAUAUAGUGCGUUGAACCGUGUAAAAAAACAAAGAUUGUAAUUAAAUUGUAACGAAGGAAGUACAUAUUGCUUUUUCUAUGCAAUUAAUUUAGAACGGUGGAAGUA